UGUAAAGAAUUGUUGCUUAGAAAUUCAGUUUUACUAAAACUAAUUAGAGAAGUUAUUUAAAAUAUAAAAUUUUCCUCUAUAAAAUUAUCAUUUAGAUUUCAUUUUUCACUUUUUGGCAAAUUGAUUAUUAAAAAUAUCACACCAUGUCUGAGGAAUCUUCUCAACAAAUACAGCAAGACAACCGCGAUCGUUCUAAAUCCACUGAAGAUAAUGAAAGUCCACGAGAACCCUCCCUAGUAUGCAGAGACAUUGAUAUUAAAACAGAAUUAGAAUGUCUUGUGAAGUUACUUGAUGGAAAAAUUUAUAAAGACGAGGAGGUUUCAAUGGAAGAACUACAUCAAUAUUUAAUUGAGGAUGAUGGAUCAUGGUCGUUAGGAGAUAAUUUUUUAGUUUUUGUACAACGUGUUUUGCGCGAACAGUCAUUUUCGCCUGAUACGAGAAUACAUUUGAUACGUACACUAGCUUACGCAGCACUUAAAGAUGACGUCAUAAUUAUAUUACAUCAGGAUCGUAGGGAUCAUUCGUUGAUGAACUUUGCUCAGGAUAUUGAUAAACAUACACCUGAAGAACAGCAGGCUUGGGCCAUGUUUAUGUGCAAUCUUUUUGAAAAUGUUGGCCCUUCAGAAUGGUUACUAUAUAUAUCAGAAUGGGACUAUAACGGACAAACGCUUUCAAAUAUACGUGUAACGACAAAAGUUACAGUCCAUUGUAUAUUAUCGAAUUGUCCUCAAUUAAAAAACAUUGGUUCAAUGAUUUUAUACAAUAUUGCAAUUAAAGAAGUUAAGACGGUUGUAUUUGAUGAUGUAGCAGUAGAAUUAACUAUGGCUGUGCUACAAUUCUACCAAAGUAGUCCUAAUGAAGAGCAAAUAUUUCGUACUCUAAAAGCACUUGUAAGAUUUCUUGAGGUAUCUGCAGAUGUGGCAGCAAUAAUUCAAAUGAUUGGUCCUCAUCCAAAGCAAUUUACUGGAAAAAGUGAUCGAAUUAAUGAGCUGCUGAAUGUUAUUUGUCGAAAAGUUCCUUUAUAAUAUACAAAAGUCUAAGUUUUUUAAAUUCUAUUACACUCUUAGUUUGUAGAAUGUUCAAAUUUUUUUACA
Teleopsis dalmanni is the source of this 1094-nucleotide messenger RNA. RefSeq lists its product as uncharacterized. The record is from RefSeq and is a predicted model, not a curated record. The transcript has 6 exons. Lineage: Eukaryota; Metazoa; Arthropoda; Insecta; Diptera; Diopsidae. Bases 144 to 1025 code for a protein of 293 amino acids.